Molecule: messenger RNA, 4968 nt
Organism: Capra hircus (goat)
Lineage: Eukaryota; Metazoa; Chordata; Mammalia; Artiodactyla; Bovidae
Product: multidrug resistance-associated protein 4
Biological process (GO): transmembrane transport
Cellular component (GO): plasma membrane
Molecular function (GO): ATP binding; ATP hydrolysis activity; ABC-type transporter activity
Source: RefSeq, a predicted model, not a curated record
UCUCCUGGGAGCCUGGCUGGUUGUGCCCCGCAGUCAGCCUGCCUGCCUGCCUUUAUCAAAGAGCUGGUAGCUUUGCCUCCUACCUGCGUGGGGCUUCUGGAAUUUUCUACCUGGGUGUCCCUUGGUCCUGUAGCCCCACAAGUGGCACGCUGCCUCCAUCCUAUGCCUGUGACAGCAGCUGCACAGAGCGAGUUCCUCAAAGGUAGAUUCUGGAAGCUUCUCAGUCUUGGGAGGUGGGACCUGGCGCACAAAGGGCGCUCCAGUCUCAGGAGCAGGUGUUCUCAGGCUCCAGCCAAGUGGGCCUGCGGGGCGGCCAGUCUCCAGCAUCCCCGCCGGUUCCUCCAGGAGCAGCAGGAGCCCCACCGCCUCCUGAGCAGGGCGACCCCGGUCUGUGUCUGUCUUGGCCCGCAAGAUGCUGCCUGUGUCCCCGGAGGUGAAGACCAGCCCGCUGCAGAAGGCGAACUUCUGCUCGCGCCUGUUUGUCUGGUGGCUAAACCCCUUAUUUAAAAUCGGUCACAAACGGAAAUUAGAACCAGAUGACAUGUAUUCAGUGCUUCCAGAAGAUCGCUCCCAGCGCCUUGGAGAAGAGCUGCAAGGGCACUGGGAUCAGGAAGUGAAGAGAGCCCAGAAGGACGCACGGGAGCCUUCCUUAAUGAAAGCAAUCAUAAAGUGUUACUGGAAAUCCUAUGCAGUUUGGGGAAUGUUUGCAUUUCUUGAGGAAGGCACCAGAGUAGUUCAACCCAUAUUUUUGGGGAAAAUUAUUAGUUAUGUUGAAAACUAUGAUCCUGAUGAUUCUACCGCUUUGCACGAAGCCUACGGCUACGCGGCAGGGCUGAGCGCCUGCGUGCUCGUGUGGGCUGUUCUGCAUCACUUGUACUUCUAUCACAUCAGCGUGGGGAUGAGGCUGAGAGUAGCUGUGUGCCACAUGAUCUACCGCAAGGCCCUUCGCCUGAGUAGCUCGGCCAUGGGGAAGACCACCACAGGCCAGGUAGUCAACCUGCUGUCCAACGAUGUGAACAGGUUUGACCAGGUGACGAUGUUCUUGCACUAUCUGUGGGUGGGGCCACUGCAGGCUGUUGCAGUGACUGCCCUGCUCUGGAUGGAAAUAGGAAUAUCAUGUCUUUCCGGGAUGGCAGUUCUCAUUAUUCUUCUGCUUUUGCAAAGCUGCUUCGUGAAGUUGUUUUCAUCACUCCGGAGUAAGACUGCUGCUCUCACAGACAAGAGGAUCAGGACCAUGAGUGAAGUCAUAACUGGCAUCAGAACAAUAAAAAUGAAUGCUUGGGAAAAGUCAUUUAUAGACCGUAUUACCAGACUGAGAAGUAAGGAAAUUUCCAAGAUUCUGAAAAGUUCCUACCUUAGAGGCAUGAAUUUGGCAUCAUUUUUCACUGUGAGCAAAAUCAUGAUUUUUGUCACCUUCAUCACCAAUGAGCUCCUUGACAACCUGGUCACAGCCAGCCAAGUGUUUGUGGUGGUGACGCUGUUCGAGGCUCUGCGGUUUUCGAGCACCCUCUAUUUCCCCAUGGCCAUCGAGAAGGUGUCAGAGGCUGUCGUCAGCAUCCAAAGAAUCAAGAACUUUCUGUUACUUGAUGAAAUAACACAGUGUUACCCUCUGCUGCCAUCAGAUAGUAAAAUGAUCGUGGAUGUGCAAGCUUUUACAGCUUCUUGGGAAAAGGCAUCAGAGACCCCAUCCCUACAAGGCAUUUCCUUUACUGUCAGACCUGGUGAACUGUUAGCUGUGGUCGGACCUGUGGGAGCAGGAAAGUCGUCACUAUUAAGCGCUCUGCUGGGGGAGCUGCCCCCGAGCCAGGGGAAGGUCAGCGUGCACGGGAGGAUCGCAUAUGUUUCUCAGCAGCCCUGGGUGUUUCCAGGGACUGUAAAGAGUAACAUUUUAUUUGGGAAGAAAUAUGAAGAAGACAGAUAUGAAGAAGUAAUAAGGGCUUGUGCUUUGGAAGAGGAUUUACAGCUUUUGGAGGAAGGAGAUCUAACUGAGAUAGGAGACAGAGGAACCCCGCUGAGUGAAGGACAGAAAGCCCGGGUCAGCCUCGCCAGAGCCGUGUAUCAGGACGCAGACAUCUACCUCCUGGACGAUCCGCUCAGCGCAGUGGAUGCAGGAGUCAGCAGACACUUGUUCGAAGAGUGUAUUUGUCAGGCUUUGAAGGAGAAGAUCACAAUCUUAGUCACUCAUCAGCUGCAGCACCUAAAAGAUGCAAGUCAGAUUCUGAUAUUGAAAGAUGGCAAAAUGGUGGAAAGAGGAACUUACUCUGAGUUCCUGAAAUCUGGGGUAGAUAUUUUUUCCCUUUUUGAGAAGGGGAAUGAGCAGUCUGAACCAUCUCCAGUCCCAGGAGCUCCCACUGCGAUCUCUGAGUCUUUGGUUCAGUCUCUCCAGUCUCCCAGACCCUCAUUGAAAGAUGCGGCUCCAGAGGACCAAGAUACUGAGAAUAUACAGUUAACACUACCUCUAGAGGACUACUUGGAAGGAAAAGUUGGUUUUAAGACCUAUAAGGAUUACUUCACAGCUGGUGCUGACUGGCUUGUCAUCAUCUUCCUUAUUCUAGUAAACAUCGCUGCUCAGGUUGCCUACGUCCUGCAGGAUUGGUGGCUUGCAUUCUGGGCGAAUCUACAAAGUGACCUGUAUUCUGGGGCAUUAGUAAAAGAAGAUGAAGCUGUAGUGUUAGUUCUGAACUGGUACUUAGGAGUUUAUUCAGGGUUAACUGUGUCUACUGUCCUUUUUGGCAUCACACGGUCUCUGUUGAUAUUCUACAUCCUUGUUAAUUCUUCACGAACUUUGCACAACAAAAUGUUGGAGACCAUUUUAAGAGCUCCAGUAUUGUUCUUCCAUAGAAAUCCAAUAGGAAGAAUUUUAAAUCGUUUCUCCAAAGACAUUGGGCAUAUGGAUGACUUGCUGCCUCUGAUAUUUCAAGAUUUCAUGCAGACAUUUCUACUUAUGGUUGGUGUGGUGGGCGUGAUGGUGGCUGCAAUUCCUCGGACUGCUAUACUUGUGAUUCCCCUUGGCAUCAUUUUCUUUUUUCUUCGGCGAUAUUUCUUAGAGACGUCACGAGAUGUGAAACGCCUGGAAUGUACAAGUCGGAGCCCGGUAUUUUCUCACUUAGCAUCUUCUCUCUGGGGACUCUGGACCAUCAGGGCAUACAAAGCUGAACAGAAGUUUCAGGAGCUGUUUGAUGCACACCAGGAUUUGCACUCAGAGGCGUGGUUCCUGCUUUUGAUGACAUCCCGAUGGCUCGCUGUGUAUCUGGAUGUCCUCUGUGCCAUCUUUGUCACCCUUGUUGCCUUUGGAUCCCUGAUUCUGGCAAAAACUUUGGAUCUCGGGCAGGUUGGCCUGGUGCUGUCUCUCACGCUCACACUCACGGGGAUGUUCCAGUGGUGCGUCAGGCAAAGUGCCGAAGUUGAGAACAUGAUGAUUUCAGUAGAAAGGGGGAUUGAAUAUACAGACCUUGAGAAUGAAGCACCCUGGGAACUUGAGUAUCGUCCACCACCAAUAUGGCCCCCAAAUGGAAGGAUUUCCUUUUUCAGUGUGAACUUGAGAUAUAACUUGGACAAUCCUCUGGUAUUGAAGAACCUGGAAGCAUUCAUUUACCCAGGAGGAAAGGUUGGCAUUGUGGGAAGAACAGGAGCUGGAAAAAGUUCCCUCAUUGCUGCGCUUUUUAGAUUGUCAGAACCUGAAGGUGGCAUUUACAUUGAUGACAUCUUGACAACCAGUAUUGGACUGCACGAUUUAAGGAAGAAAAUGUCAGUUGCACUUCAGGAGCCCGUUUUAUUCACUGGGACAAUGAGGGAAAAUCUGGAUCCCUAUCAUGAGCAUACGGAUAACGAACUGUGGAAUGCCUUAGAAGAGGUACAACUUAAAGAAUGCAUCGAAAGUCUUCCUGCUAAAAUGAAUACUGAAUUAGCAGAAUCUGGAUUGAACUUGAGUGUUGGUCAGAAACAACUGGUAUGCCUUGCCAGGGCUCUUCUCAGGAAGAAUCAGAUAUUGAUUCUUGACAAAGCCACAUCAUACGUGGAUCCAAGAACUGAUGAGUUAAUACAAAAAAAAAUUCGUGAGAGAUUUGCCCAGUGCACUGUGGUGAUCAUUGCACACAGGUUGAGCACCAUUAUUGACUCUGAUUGGAUAAUGGUUUUGGAUUCAGGGACACUGAAAGAAUAUAAUCAGCCAUAUAAGUUGCUGCGAGAUGAAAACAGCCUGUUUUACAAGCUGGUGCAACAACUGGGUGAGGCGGAGGCUGCUGAUCUCACUGAAAGGGAAAAAUAGGUGUACUUCAAAAGGAGAUAGCCAGAUAUUAUAGUGACCUUGUGGUUAUCAACGUUUCCAGUGGACAGCCCUCAACCUCAACAAAUUUUGAGUCAACACUGUGAUUCUACCAUGAGUUCGUGUCUAUUCUGAAGGCUUUUUUCCAAUAGGUUUUGCACUGCAUAAACUAUAUUCUACUUCUUUUACACCAGCCAAAAAUAUUUACACAUUAAAAAAUGUGAGUUCUCCAACUUCACUCAGUGAUUUCAAGCUCUUGAAAAAGAUUUAUUACGUUUACUUAAAUGUUAUAUUGCUUUCUUUCUUAUCCAAAUCAGAGGUGCAGACCACCAAUAAUAGCCAUUUCCCAGGUUUUGUGUCUUCAGAGACUCCAGAGCCAAACUCAUUUUCUAAGUUUUGAGACAAAUUUGUCACAGGUGUUUUUCUUUCUUUCUUUCUUUCUUUCUUUUUUUUUCCCCCCACUGUUUCCAGAAUUCCCUAUUACUUUCCAGUUAUAUCAGGGAUUCUGUUUACUUGAAGACUGUGUGAAGGUGCUGUUUUGUCUCACCACUUCCUUUAACGUGACUAGGCUCCAUUUUUCAACCAAAAGACCACUGAUUAAAAUACUACAGAGAAAACUGAUAGGAAAACAUAACAAUAUACUAUAGUUUAAGUAACAAUUAUUGACUAUGCCAAAGCCUUUGACUGUGGUGUGGAUCACAAUA